Pneumocystis murina B123 is the source of this 545-nucleotide messenger RNA. RefSeq lists its product as hypothetical. NCBI's taxonomy places the organism in Eukaryota, Fungi, Ascomycota, Pneumocystomycetes, Pneumocystales, Pneumocystaceae. The transcript has 3 exons. Gene Ontology annotation, biological process: mitochondrial respiratory chain complex I assembly. The record is from RefSeq and is a predicted model, not a curated record. The coding region runs from base 33 to 545 and encodes 170 amino acids.
AAAAUAUUAAGAUAAUCUCUUUUUUUGUAUUUAUGGCUUCUAUAUUUCAAGAAAGAUCUUAUUCAGAGAAAGAUGCUGUUUUUUCUGGUUUAAAAUCUAUGAUGAUCUCUGGUUCUGUAGGAUUAAUGGUUUCUGCUGCUGAAAAUGCUAUAACGAAAAAUUCUUCUGAUAUUAGAAGUGUCUUAGUACGUAGUAGAAGCAUUAUUAUGACAUAUGCUGUUAUGGGAGGGUUAUUUUCAUUUACUGAGGCAUUUGUCUCAAAUCUUCGUAGAAAAGAUGAUCCGUUUAAUGCGUUUCUUGGGGGAGUUGUUUCUGGUUCAGUUGGAGCUAUAAGAGUAAGGUCUUUACCAGCAGUUGUAGGUUAUGGAAUGGGGCUAGGAUGUUUUAUGGGUCUUUUUGAUUGGUGCGGGGGUACUUUGACAGGGCUAUAUCAUGAUUUUUAUGGAGAAAAUUCGAAAAAAUUAAAAGAAACUCUUUUUAAAGUGCAAUAUAGACGGCCUAGGUCAGAAAUUGUUGAUGCUAUUGGUAGUGGGCGAGGUAUAUGA